This is a messenger RNA of Lactuca saligna, 357 nucleotides long. The record is from the annotation of a GenBank genome assembly. NCBI's taxonomy places the organism in Eukaryota, Viridiplantae, Streptophyta, Magnoliopsida, Asterales, Asteraceae.
AUGGGGCCAAGAGGGUCUGUUUGUGAAGAAGGGAUGAACUAUGCACAUAAGGUGCUCGAUAAAAUGUUUGUGAGAGCAUUUUCGAUUGGAAUGAUGGAAGGGGUCUCGAUGGGGCAGUUGCUUCGAUUGUUUUAUGAACCACAAGAUCUUAUCGUGAAAACGUCUACUCAAAACCACAAGGUUUCUGCUAUUUUGGUGUUCGGAGACUCCUAUUCUGAUCCUGGAAACAACAACUACAUUCUGACCCCUUUCAGGGGCAAUUUCCCUCCUUAUGGAAAAGAUUUUGCAAACCAUAAAGCGACAACGAGGUGUACCAAUGGAAAGAAACACAAUCCUAAUUUUCGAAUAUUUUGGUAA